GGGCGUUGUCACAUGCUGGCAUGAAAUCAAAGAAACUAUACGCACUUCCAAAGAUUUAUUUUUGGAAAACAAAAAAAAUCCCCCAUUUUCAACGGUCAUAUGUUUCCAUUCAAAAACCGUAGCAAAGCUCUUCCCAUAACCAUUUCAAGAAGCAGAAACUCCAAAAGAUUUGGCAAACACUAGGUCUAGAAGAUAGGAGGGUUUUGUUCGUAAUCAAAUUCCAGCACUAAACAAUGGAGAUUUCUGAGCAGAGUGAAGUGGCAGCAGAGAAAUUUCACUACAAUGAAGAAGAUGAAUCCGAAUAUGAAGAAUGCGAUUCUGAUGAUUCAGAUGAAGAUCCAACAUUUGAGGUUGUCGAUAAGAUUCGAUGUAGAUUUUCAAGGCUAUCCACCAAGAACAAACCCAAAUCACGUAACAUUAAGGAAAUGGAGGAGGGUAAUGAAGAGGACCCAGAUGUAGUAGUAGAAAUGGUUGUGCCAGAGCUUGGUGAAGAGGAUCAGAAAAGUUUUGAGGCUGUUCAAAAGAUCAUAGAAGUUGGACAGGUAGAGAAGCUGAAAGUGGACCAAUGCAAGGUUUAUUUGAGGAAACAUGGAUUGAGGUUGACAGGGAACAAAGAUAUCCUCAUUGAGCGCAUUAAAGAGCAUCUGGAAGGUGGUGGAGAGAAGAAGUAUCCAAUAUCAAGCUUCGUAUUGAACUGCAAAGGUGAUGCAUGCACAGGAGAUGUUGUUAUGUUUGAACAAAAUGUUUAUGAAAUGUUCAACAUUGCAUCUCGAAGUGCUAGUGGUCCUCCAUGUGGAAAGAGGAUUGUUGCAGGCCGCAUCGUGAAAGAAAGCUAUGGUGCUGCAAAGCAACAGCAUACAUUCACCAUUGAAGUCCUAUGGAGUGAAGGAGAGAAACCACUCCCUCCACUUUAUCCCCUCUUAAUCAAGGGCAGAAAUCUUUAUCGGUUAAAGACAAUGAGACAGAGAUGGGAAAAUGAAGGCGAAAGGCAGAAAAUGAUAUCCGAGAAGCAUGCUAGAGGCUCUCUUGCUCGAUCAAAUAGGGAAGCACGUAUACAAUUGAAGGAUAUGAAGAAGGCCAGCACUUCAGUCCCAAUUGUAAAUGUGCCAUCACAAAGGAUUCAGCAGUGGUGUCAGAAUCAUGAACCAAUCAUGAAAUCUAUUCCUUCACAUUGUCAGUUCCAAAGGCAGAGUCAUGAGGGUAAUAAUCCUUUAAGAAGGCCUUUGACAAACAUGAACUGUUCAAUACAAUCCAAAGAUCCAUAUCCAUUUGGAUCCUGUCCUGGUUCAAUGAGUCCACUACGAAGUCACAAUCAUGAGCGAAGCAUGUUUUGUCCUCUGAGGAAUCCAAUUCAAAGGCAAGGUCCUGAACGAAGCGUGAAUCCUAAUUCUUCAAGGCAUGCCCAUAAAGGCAACAUGAAUUUCAGUCCAACGAAGGGUCCAUUCCAAAGGCAACUUUGCCGAUUCUAUGCUCAAGGAAGGUGUCAUUAUGGAGAUCGAUGCAAGUACCUGCAUGAAUAUAGAGGGAAUCAGAAUUAUGGCGAAAGAACGGAUGAAAGGUGGCCAUCUGAUCUUCGGUAUUACUAGCAAAAACUCUUGGACUAAAAAUUUGCAGGUUGAAAAUGGGUUUCAGCUAUCUUGCUGAUUUUUGUUUUGUUGGAACUAUUUGGAAGUGUAGUUUUUUGCAGUCCUCCAUACGUUUGAAUCUCUUGAAAUUUACCCAAAAGCAAGUUUGAAUAUUGCUAAUUUUGGUCUA
Molecule: messenger RNA, 1755 nt
Organism: Camellia sinensis
Lineage: Eukaryota; Viridiplantae; Streptophyta; Magnoliopsida; Ericales; Theaceae
Source: RefSeq, a predicted model, not a curated record